CCCACUCCCACGGCGCCUGCACCAUCAUUCCUACGAUGGUCUUCGCAGCUUACGCCAACCGCACUCCGAUAUGCCGUCCACCAAUAGACCCACUGGUACCACCUCCACGUCCCCCAUAGAUGCGAUCCUCACAAGAGUUGAAGCAUAUCCCCGGACAACUGUCAUUGUGCUAUGUCUCGCUAUUCUCGCCAAGAACUACACUAUAAUAUAUCGUCUCAUAUACCAUGCGUUGGUUGUCGUCGGCAUUGUUGUACUAUAUGGAUGGUGGAAUGCCCUAUUUCCUAUUAUUUUUCGGAACAAGGGGCGAAAACCUGUUAGAGACAAGCGGCCAAUACGGGCUUUGACCUUUACGCAGCCACGAGUAUGGAAGAGCUAUAUGAUGGAGAGGGAGAAGGAAAAAGUGGUUUUUAGGCCACAAGCAUUUGUGGAAAACAGGCAGAUCCAGCAAGUCAUUGACGACCUGCUUUUCUUUAUCAGUCGGGAUUUUAUUCGGAGCUGGUGGUAUUCUGGCAUUGGUCCAGAGCCCAUCUUUGUGUCCCGCGUCGAUGCAGUCGUAUAUGACGCCUCAGUCCAAGUGAAGCAACGACUGGAGCGGAUUGACUUUGUACAUUUUGUUGCUUCCCGAGCGCUUCCGUUGCUCACGGCCCAUGUAACGGAGUACCGACGAGCAGAGCGUCUGUUGCGCGGGCACAAGCUUCAGCGCACCGUCACAGAAUCUGAUGAAAUGGACUGCCAAUUAGCAAGGCAUUACAUGAAUGGACGAUUGCACCCCGCCAUUUCUGCCAACCCUACCCCAACGGUUUCGUUAGAACACGGAUACCUACGGCGGAUAAUCGAAGCAACUUUGCCGUUGAUUUGCCCGGCGAAUGAGAUCUCUAGUAGACUUUUUGUCAUCAUUGUCAGGGAAAUUCUUGUAUGCAAAGUCGUGCAGCCUGCACUGGACCUUUUGGCGGAUCCUGAUUUUUGGAAUCAGACGAUUGAUAUGUUGACCGACCGAAUGCUACAACAGGAACAAACUCUCCUUCAUAAGAUCCAAGAGGUUUUAGAAAAGCAACCCCCGUUACCGACGCUCGAUUCUGAAAGUUCUUUAGCACCCCGUAUGCGUACAUUUGACGAAUUUAUCAAGCUCAUCAAACGCUGCGAUAACCUUUUGGAUGCAUUACGGAUACGGGAUAUGGUGCUGACGGAAAUGCAUAAAAAAGAAACGGAAACAGCCAAUUGCCGGCCAUCUGAUAUCAUUAAUGGCGUAAGAGUUGCGGAUACGAGAAUUUAUAUUAAUAGACUGCAAGUUGCGUUGAAACGAGUGGAUAAGAGGAUAUCUGGGCUAGGGGGACGCAAUAAGAACUCUCGUGAGAAAGCCAAACAACGCGAACGGCCAACACUCGCAGCAGUGCUCCAUGAUCCACUUUUAUUGUCGUAUUUCACAGAAUUUAUGGAUCAGGAGGGAAGAAUGCCGUAUCUUCAGUUCUGGAUCGUCGUCAACGGAGUUAGAAAUCAGCUGAACGAAGAUGAGGAACACCACGAUAUCCCUACCAACGAUGAGAUGCUUGGAGAGAGAUCUGACGUCGAUUGGAGGCCUAUCAGCGAGGACAUUCACAGUGUUUACACGGAAUUUUUGGCCCCCAACCUUAAAUCCAAACUGGCCAUUGACAAAGAGCUCUGCACAAAGAUGGAUUUAUUAAUUUCUUAUGUGCAUUGGGAGCCGGGUGCAGCCAAGAACCACGUUAUAGCGGCUUUGAAAAUCCUGUUUGAAGCUCAGGACCAAGUUUUUCGGAUAAUGGCGGAUGAGGAUUACACCAGUUUCAUGCGGAGUACAUUAUACAUGAAACUUGUGGCUCACUUGAUGCAGGAUCACUCCCCCAGGCGCUCGCAGGAUUCAAUAGAGUUGGAAUAUGGGCAUAAUGACCCGCGACGAUCAUCGACGGAAGUUGACAGAGCUGUCGUGAGUCCUGUAGGAUCAGAAGACGAACUGCCAGAUGCUAGCCGUUCCGUCGUGCCAAAAAAGAAAUCAUUUAUCAACGUAUUCAAAAAGGGAAAGUCAAAGGCAGCGGGUGAAGUUGAGCCUAUUCUCCCUGCUGGUCAUCCAGCCAAUGUACCUCCGUUACCUCCCGUUCGCACUGACUCCAUCGACAACGUGGAAGGAGAGCUGCAGUCUAUACUAGAUAAUCCGGACAAUGCCUUCGCAGGGCCGUUUUUGAGGGGUAGGAGCAAGGUGCAAGGGCGAAGGAUGAAGGUGAAGCCCCGAUCUGUUGACGCUAUGGAGGGGAGACGGAAGGACAGCGAAACAAGUCAAUUGGUUGGCAUGGGAGAAAAAAUGUCUGGCAGGUUAGCUGGAUUGUUUAGAAGGAACUCGAGUGGAAAGAUGGCUUCGGGUAGUACUGCCUCAUCGCCCGUCCGCAGCCGUACCAAAUCGCCUGCCAGCAUAUUGUCCAGUGAUCAAUCGGAUGGAGUACGGGAUCGCGGUCGACUGCGUUUCACUCUUGGUUCCGAUAACGAAGUUAGCUCUACUUCCGAAGAUGAUGAUCCUGAAAAUGAGGAUGUGGAAGUGGAUUUUGAGGAGCAUGAGGAUGAUUUGGUUGGGAGUACGCUAUCUACUAGUACCGAUAUCCAAUCAAGAACCCAUGAUACCACCGACGAUCCGACUCUGUCCGUUUUAUCGCGACAUCCCAAAAUUCCCGUCUCGCUCCCAUUAGUACUUGGAUCGCCGAAAGCCUUGAAAGACCUUUCUGACCGUAUUGAGCGACUGACACAUGAAGAGAAUGAGGUAGCUAGACAAAUUGCGCAGGCCGAGACGGAGGCAUGGCCACCCGACCGAUUGCGCGAGCUAGAAUUGAUGAAAUUGGGACUUGGCGCCCUUUUGAGUGAAGCCAGAGGGGAGAAAACAAAGAUGGAAGAAACCGAGAUCAGGGAAUUCAUCACACCCGAGCGUGCAAAAGCUGAAAUUGUUGACACUCGCAUUGUAUCCAGAGAUGGAAAAGAGUAUGCAGCGUACAUUAUCCAAGUUACACUUUUGAAUGCGCCCGACAUGAGAGAACCCACAACAGGAAGCGAAGCGAAAUCUCGCUCCUGGACAAUUUUGCGACGUUAUUCCGAAUUUUUCACGUUACAUCAAACUCUGAGAUCCAAGUUUCCGAUUGUACAACGAUUGGAUUUCCCUAGCAAAGUGUUGAAAGGAAUUAUGAAGUUGAAGAAGGACUUUGUUGAGAAUCGUAGGGUUGCACUGGAUGAUUAUCUACAGAGCAUAAUGAAAUAUACCGAUAUUUGCCAAUCGUCAGAGCUAAGGCGAUUCAUCUGUCAUGAACAUGUUGCGAAAUUGUUGACCGUUCGAUCUUCUAUUUUAUCCGAUCGACGUCCGAAGCGGUCCCUCUUGAAGAACCUUUUGCAAAAUGCGGAUGAGUCUACUGACGCAGCACAUCGCGAUCCUCAACGAAACGAUGGCGCCCCAUUGUCAUCUCCCUCCAUUUUUCCCUCUGAAGGAAACGAUGCUGGAUUCCGUAGUGGACUGCUUGCUCGGCCGCCAAGUAAAAGCGAACCAUCGAUCAGUCCAACCAUCAAUUCAUCAGCCUACUCUCCCGCACCAUCUUCAACUACCGGCGAAGUAUUACCAGCCGCCUCCACCACAGACGCAAUAUUCGAUCUAUUCAUUGAAUUGUUUGAGCUUCGUGAAAAGAACAACUGGUUCCGAAGACAAGCUGUUGGACUCGUCCUUCAGCAACUAUUCGGUGGAACCGUUGAGCGUAAAGUAACUGAAAACCUCCGAUGGAUGGUCUCUGAAGACAACAUUGCAUUUUACCUCACGCAUCUCAGAGAAACAUUUUGGCCAAACGCUGCCUCCUUUUAUUCCCCACCCGUCUCUUCUCCGUCCAAACAAGACCGAACACCAGCAAAUAAACUUCGUACAAAAACUGCAGCCCAAAGUAAACUCUCGAGUCUUUUACCGGAAUUAUUGGGCGGCAUGGUUGGACGCAAAAAUGCCCGAAAGGGGGCUAACCGUCUAUGGGCGGUAUUUCAAAACAGAAGAUUGAACCAACAAUUGGCGUAUAGUCUUUUAGAUGAAGUCUGGGGGAUCGUGUUUCCAGAGAUCGAGGGGGUUGUGGGUGAAAGGAGAUAGUGGGUAUUAUUGUUUUUGCUUGAUGCCAAUUCUUCGCUGUAUGAUAUGCUGAUACCCUUUACCCGUGUAAUAUUGUAAUCUGUAUAUUUUUGCCUUUUUAACAUGUGUGUUGAUUCCUGUUAC
This is a messenger RNA of Spizellomyces punctatus DAOM BR117, 4234 nucleotides long. RefSeq lists its product as uncharacterized. Gene Ontology annotation, molecular function: phosphatidylinositol binding. The transcript has 7 exons. NCBI's taxonomy places the organism in Eukaryota, Fungi, Chytridiomycota, Chytridiomycetes, Spizellomycetales, Spizellomycetaceae. The record is from RefSeq and is a predicted model, not a curated record. The coding region runs from base 71 to 4111 and encodes 1346 amino acids. Gene Ontology annotation, cellular component: intracellular membrane-bounded organelle.